GACCAGAGAGAGACGAGAGUGUGGAGUAAAGGAAAAGGAAGAGCGUAAGUAUGGAUGUCUGAAAGGAUCAAUGAAUAGUCGUAGUCAUAUUCAUUUGGGUUGCAGUUAAAACGGAAACUGCAAAAGCUUCCGUGCCCCAGAGAGAGAGAGAGAGAGCGCCCUUUCCUUCUUUGUUUUCCUGUGGGUGCGGCUGAUUCAUUGAAUUUGAACCCAUUCACCGAUUGCUCUCUCUAAAUUUCUCUUACCCUUCCCCCCUUUCUCUCUCUCUAAAUUCUAAGAAUGUUUACUACACCACGACGACCACUAUUCUUCCCCUCAUCUUCCUCCCUGUUUCCCCUCGUUCAACCGAAGCUUCAUCGACCAUGCUAUCCUGCGCCUGCGAUGACGAGGUCGCCGGUGGCUUCUGGACCGUCGACAACAUUCUCCAAUGUCAGAAGGUCAGUGACUUUCUCAUUGCCCUCGCUUACUUCUCCAUCCCUCUGGAGCUCUUCUACUUUGUUAGCUGCUCCGCCAUCUUCCCCUUUCGUUGGGUCCUCACUCAGUUCGGUGCUUUCAUAGUUCUCUGCGGCUUGACUCACUUCCUCACUAUCUGGACCUAUGCCCCUCACUCCUUCUAUGUUAUGCUUGCUUUAACCAUUCUCAAAAUUCUCACUGCUCUCGUUUCCUGCGCCACCUCCAUUACCCUCGUUACCCUUAUUCCUCAGGUGCUUAAGGUGAUGGUUAGGGAGGGUUUGUUGAUCAAGAAAACCAGAGAGCUUGGCCGGGAGGUUGGUUUGAUGAAAAGACAAGAGGAGGCGAGUCACUAUGUUCACAUGCUCACUAGAGAAAUCCGCCAGUCGCUCGACCGCCACACCAUCUUGUAUACCACUCUCGUCCAGCUCUCCAACGUUCUGUUUCUGGACAACUGUGCUAUUUGGAUGCCGGAUGAGCUCAAUUCUAUGAUGAAUUUGACGCAUGAGUUAAAGCGGAGGGACGGUUUGGUUUCUAUUCCCGUCGAUGACCCCGAGCUGGUGGACAUCCUCCAAGAUAAGCGGGUUAGGGUUUUGGGACCUGAUUCCAGGUUAGGAUGGGUGGCCGGAAAUGGACCUGCUGUUGCUAUUCGGAUGCCCAUGCUCAGAGUUUCCAAUUUCAAGACCGGCACGCCGGAGAUGAUGGAGACUUGCUAUGCCAUUUUGGUAUUGGUCCUUCCAGCGAAUGGGAAUAGGGACUGGAGCUCGCAGGAACUUGAGAUCGUGGAGGUCGUUGCGGAUCAGGUCGCUGUGGCUCUGUCUCAUGCUGCUGUUCUUGAAGAAUCGUUGCUAAUGAGGGAAAAGCUAUUGGAGCGGAACAUGGCUCUAGAGAAAGCCAGGCAAAUGGCUUUGAUGGCGAACGAGGCACGACGCUCCUUCCAGAAGGUUAUGGCUAUGGAGAUGAUCACUCCCAGCAGAUCUGUCGCUGCAAUUCUCUCGGUGUUGCAGAAUGAGAAUUUCAGAUCUGAAAACCAGAAGAGGAUAGUUGAUACAAUGGCAAAAGGGAGUCUUCUGUUGUCUGCUCUCAUUGAGGAUGCUACAGGGAUUUCUGGUUUGAGGGGCAGUAGGUUUGAACUUAAAUUACGUACUUUUAGCCUUCGUUCCAUGUUGAAAGAGGCCGUGGUUGUAUCAAAGCUUCUAUGUGCUUCCCAGGCCGUAGAUCUUGAUUUCCAUAUUUCUAAAGAAGUUCCAGAUCAGGUAGUUGGAGACGAGACGCGUAUUCUUCAGGCUGUCAUGUACAUGCUUGGAAAGGUUUUGGGUUCUGGAGUUGGUGGUACCGUUUCCCUGAGUGUUUCUAGGGAGUAUCACUCUGGGGAUAGAUUGGAUCCUAAUUACCCAGCAUGGAGGCCGGCAAGAAGUGAAGAGUAUGUUCUCUUGAGAUUCAAGGUGGUUAAAACUGAUUCUAUGGAAGAUGAUGACUCAAGUUUACCGGUUGAUGAGCUCUGCAGCGGUGAAGCUGGGAGUCAAAAGACUAAAUUCAAUAUCUGCGAGAAGUUGGCCCAGCUUAUGCAUGGGAGUAUGUCGAGUGGCCUUGCCUCUGAAGGUGUGGAUAGGUGUAUGAAUUUGACAAUCAGAUUGCGGCUACAACAAUCAGGAGGUGGUUUCAUUCAGCCUAGAUAUAUGGAGCCUGAUACUUCCCGAUGCCUUCUGAAAGGGAUGAAUAUCCUCCUUGCAGAUGUUCAUGGUUUCAACCAAUCCAUUACAAGAAAGCUUCUGGUAAACUUGGGAUGCCAUAUAGCAGUUGUAAAUUCAUGGCAUCAAUGCUUAGAAACAAUUCACAUGGGUGGAAACAACCAUCACCUGCUGCUAAUAGACCUAGGUAUUCUUGAGGAAGAUGGAAUCGAGAUGUUUGCUCGAAUAAGAAAACUAAGAUUGGAAACUAGUUUGCUGAUAGUUGCAUUAACAUCCAGACCUGAUAGGAAUACACGUGAUGUGUGUCUUGGGAAUGGGAUCCAUGGGGUUAUUUGUAAACCUGUUAUACUGCCGGAGUUGGAAGAUGAGCUGCAGAGAGUUUUCCGAAGUGCUGGUACUGUCCCCUCCUUUUUGCAAUGAGGAUUAACAAGUAACAAUAAAUCAUCCUGCAAAGUUCUGGCAUCCUUUCAUAGUGAUUAGAGUAUGAAAAUGAAUCUCUCUCUCUCUCUCUCUCUCUGUGUUACUGUUACCAAAAUGAAGUUUGUCAUUUUACAUGA
Messenger RNA from Nelumbo nucifera (sacred lotus), 2698 nucleotides. RefSeq names its product ethylene receptor 2-like. Gene Ontology annotation, molecular function: ethylene receptor activity; protein binding; protein kinase activity. Lineage: Eukaryota; Viridiplantae; Streptophyta; Magnoliopsida; Proteales; Nelumbonaceae. The record is from RefSeq and is a predicted model, not a curated record. Gene Ontology annotation, cellular component: endoplasmic reticulum membrane; endoplasmic reticulum. Gene Ontology annotation, biological process: phosphorelay signal transduction system; response to ethylene.